This is a messenger RNA of Penicillium angulare, 813 nucleotides long. RefSeq lists its product as uncharacterized. The record is from RefSeq and is a predicted model, not a curated record. The transcript has 2 exons. The coding region runs from base 1 to 813 and encodes 270 amino acids. NCBI's taxonomy places the organism in Eukaryota, Fungi, Ascomycota, Eurotiomycetes, Eurotiales, Aspergillaceae.
AUGCGAUCCAAACCGUCCGACUACCCAGGACUUCCGUUCCAUCUCAUCCGCAUCCUCGCCUUCUUAUCGUCGCUGAUAGUCGCUAUCGUGCUUGCCGUGUUUAUCUAUCAUCUCCAUGCCGACGGGUACAAAUUACCCUUUGCCUUCUUAAUUCUUCUCAUCGCCGCUCUCAUCUCCCUCAUCAAUGUCAUCCUCACAGCCUUUAUGAACUGCAGCUGCGGCUUGAGCACAAUGCUCGCGAUGGUUCUCGACACCCUCUGUCUAGUCGUUUGGCUCGUCGGCCUCGGUUUAAUAAGCUACAACACCGCACACACAAUCCUUACAUCAUGCACAACGAAAUACUGGGGUAACUCCACCGGCGAAGACGUAUGUCGCAUGUACAAGGCCGUCUUCGCAUUCACAGUCCUCGCAGUAGCAGCCUUCAUCGCCUCGCUCGCAUUAGACGGUAUCGUCCGUCGGCGCCAGAACAGGCUCGGUGUGUACGGACUCGCUGGGCCCGGUGAGGAUGCCAUGGAGUUGAAGAUGUCGAACGUACGCAGUGGGUCUCUACCAGCCAUGCCGUAUGAGCAUGAUGUACCGGCACCUGCCAUGGCAGCUGGGGGAUACGGGGACCAUGAACAGCAUCCGUACUCGGAUACUUCCUACUCGCACUCGCGUGGGCAGAGUAUGCCCGGUGAUGCGCAGCAGUAUUAUGAUGAUGAUGCUCCUGCGUACGGUCAUGGUGAUCGGGCACAACCAGCGCGCUUCAAUUCUUACGAGCGAGGAGAUGAUCGGUCUGCGGCGACUGGGUAUGAUCCCAUUAUGCAUCGUUGA